AUGAAGAAGAGGACCAGAAGGGAGGGGAAGGGCCCGUCCCCACAGAAGCGCCCCGCCAGGAGCACCUGCAGGCCAGACAAUGGUUUUGCCUUCAGGUGCCGGAGAGUUUGCAGGAGCAGCACUGCAGAGUGUGGCAAAGACUUGGGUUUAACCAGGGUGGGGUUUUACCAGGUUAGAGAUGUUGCUGUGGUCCGCAAGCCCCAGGCUCGCACUGGUACCCGUCUGUGGCCUGUUAGGAAGCAGUUCAGACAUCAGGAGCGAGAGCUGGCUAGUGAAGGGCCAUAUGAAACCGUAUUUGUGUUUGCCAGGUUCCCUGACACAGCUAAGAAGCCGAGAGGCAAAAUGUCAUCAUUUGCAUUCUUUGUGCAAACUUGUCGGGAGGAGCACAAGAAGCACCCAGAUGCUUCAGUCAACUUCUCAGAGUUUUCUAAGAAGUGCUUAGAGAGGUGUAAGACCAUGUCUGCUAAAGAGAAGGGAAAAUUUGAAGAUACGGCAAAGGCGGACAAGGCCCAUUAUGAAAGAGAAAUGGAAACCUAUAUCCCUCCUAAGGGGGAAACAAAAAAGAAGUUCAAGGAUCCCAAUGCACCCAAGAGGCCUCCUUCGGCCUUUUUCUGGUUCUGUUCUGAGUAUCGCCCCAAAAUCAAAGGAGAACAUCCUGGCCUGUCCAUUGGUGAUGUUGCAGAGAAGCUGGGAGAGAUGUGGAGUAACACUGCUGAGGGUGACAAGCAGCCUGAGGAAAAGAAGGCUGCAAAGCUGAAGGAAAAAUACGAAAAGGAUAUCGCUGCAGACCGAGCUAAAGGAAAGCCUGAUGCAGCGAAAAAGGGAGUCGUCAAGGCUGAAAAAAGCAAGAAAAAGAAGGAAGAGAAGGAAGAUGAGGAAGAUGAAGAUGAGGAAGAGGAGGAGGAAGAUGAAGAAGAAGAUGAUGAUGAUGAAUAA
This is a messenger RNA of Otolemur garnettii (small-eared galago), 936 nucleotides long. RefSeq names its product high mobility group protein B1-like. The coding region runs from base 1 to 936 and encodes 311 amino acids. The record is from RefSeq and is a predicted model, not a curated record. The transcript is spliced from 4 exons. Gene Ontology annotation, molecular function: DNA binding, bending. Gene Ontology annotation, biological process: regulation of transcription by RNA polymerase II. NCBI's taxonomy places the organism in Eukaryota, Metazoa, Chordata, Mammalia, Primates, Galagidae.